This is a messenger RNA of Cryptosporidium ubiquitum, 552 nucleotides long. Its product is annotated as ARF1 2 like small GTPase. The transcript has a single exon. Gene Ontology annotation, molecular function: GTPase activity; GTP binding. Gene Ontology annotation, cellular component: cytoplasm. NCBI's taxonomy places the organism in Eukaryota, Apicomplexa, Conoidasida, Eucoccidiorida, Cryptosporidiidae. The coding region runs from base 1 to 552 and encodes 183 amino acids. Gene Ontology annotation, biological process: intracellular protein transport; vesicle-mediated transport. The record is from RefSeq and is a predicted model, not a curated record.
AUGGGGUUAGCAUUGACCAAAAUAUGGAGAAACUUGUUCGGAAAGAAGGACAUGAGGAUUCUCAUGGUUGGACUUGAUGCAGCAGGGAAAACAACAAUUUUAUAUAAGUUAAAGUUGGGUGAGGUGGUAACAACAAUUCCAACUAUUGGAUUUAAUGUUGAAACUGUCGAAUAUAAGAAUAUUUCCUUUACAGUUUGGGAUGUUGGUGGCCAAGAUAAGAUCAGACCUUUAUGGAGACAUUAUUAUUCUAAUACUGACGGUUUGAUCUUCGUCAUUGAUAGUAACGAUAGGGAACGUAUCAAUGAUGCAAGAGAUGAGCUGGCCAGAAUGCUCGGAGAAGAUGAAUUAAGAGAUGCUGUUCUUUUAGUAUUUGCAAAUAAACAAGAUCUUCCUAAUGCUAUGAGCGCUACUGAUAUUACUGAGAAACUCCAACUUAGUGGAAUCCGAAACAGAAAUUGGUUCAUUCAGUCAACCUGUGCUACAUCUGGAGACGGUCUCUACGAAGGUCUUGACUGGUUAUCAAGAACACUUGCUUCUAGAAGCAAUAACUAA